Messenger RNA from Nicotiana tabacum (common tobacco), 1528 nucleotides. The record is from RefSeq and is a predicted model, not a curated record. NCBI's taxonomy places the organism in Eukaryota, Viridiplantae, Streptophyta, Magnoliopsida, Solanales, Solanaceae.
UCCCUUUUAGGAACUCUUUCUUUUUCCUCGCUCUACAACUCCUCUCAGCCGCCCCCCUCCUCCACAGUAACACCGCCAAUUUCUUCCACCGCCUCCAGUGAAAAGCAGUAUUAGGGUUUUGCUCAUCAAUCAUUUUUUUCCUCAUAAUUUUAUUAAAGAGAAAGGGGGAAAGGAAAAAGCAGUAAUGGGGAAAGGAGAGAAAAGUACGUUAGGGAGGGCACUGGUGAGGCACCAUAACCAAAUGAUUCAGCAGUCGAAAGAGAAGGGACGAUUCUACAGGAACCAACACAAGAAGGUUCUGGAAUCCGUCACUGAAGUCACUGAUAUUCAGGCCGUCAUAGAACAGACAGAUGAAGCUCACCGCGUCUUCUCUGACCUUAAUCCUCCCGUUAAACUCCUCGUCAAUCUGGAUGGUGAUUCUAGCAUGGGUGAUCUGACACCUGAAGAAAGAAAAGAGCAGCAGAAGAAGGAGGAGGUCUUGCAUGCUAGCAGUCUUCGUGUUCCACGCAGGCCACCAUGGAAUACUAGAAUGUCAGUAGAAGAGCUUGAUGCCAAUGAAAAUCAAGCUUUUCUAGCUUGGCGCCGCAAUCUUGCAAGGCUUGAAGAGAACGAGAAACUGGUUCUCACCCCUUUUGAAAAGAACCUGGAUAUCUGGAGACAGCUUUGGAGAGUUGUCGAGCGUAGUGAUCUGCUUGUAAUGGUUGUUGAUGCACGAGACCCACUUUUUUAUCGGUGUCCUGAUCUUGAGGUAAGUAUUUCAAUGCUUCACAGUAGCGNUGGUUAUGUUGCUGCAAGUGGAUUGCCUGAUGAAACAAGAGCAGCACGUCAGAUGUUGAAAGAUUAUGUUGAUGGGAAGCUUCCACAUUUUGAAACGCCUCCAGGGGUAUCGGAGGAUGAAGGUAGUGCAGAAGAUGAAGAUGUUUCAGAGGAUGAUGAUGGACCUAGAAUGUCUGCUUCUGAUUCCUCUGGUGAUGAUGAAGACGAAAAUGCACCGAGUCUAGAGCAUGUGCUGAGUGAUUUGAGUACAUUUGAUAUGGCCAAUGGACUUGCUUCUAACGAGGCAGCUAGUAAAAAGAAGCCCUCAAUUAAACCCCAUAAACAACACAAGAAAUCACAAAGAAAAAAAGACCGGUCGUGGAGGGUCCAGAACGGUGAUGCUGAUGGGAUGCCAGUAGUAAGAGUCUUCCAGAAACCAGCAAACACUGGACCUGUGAGCAUCCGAUAGGUGUAGAUGGAAAUUGAUUGUAUCUUUGCUCAGCGGCGAACUGCAUCAAGAGGAAAAAAAAAAGGCAAAACAUGUUAUUUCUGAUAGUUGGCUCUUUGGCUCCUGCCUCUGUUGCCAUGUGAACUGCUGUUUCUUACCCUACAUUAUUGCAUGUACUAUUUGUUACACGCAUAUCGUUACGAUGAUAGUGCGGUAUAUAUGCUUAUUUCUAAAGUAAGACUCUCACUAAGGGAGUUACAGGGUAAAAUCUUAUGCAACACGAUGUAUUGAUUCCUUUGAGUUAAUUGUCUGAGCUUCUGUGCC